GGGAACGCGGUUACCGCGGAAACCGCGACCAUGGAGGCGACUCGGCCAGUCUCUAGUGGUACAGUGCAGCGUGAGAAACCCACAGGCUCUGCGGAUUCGUUGGUCACCCCGACGUCUGUGCCUACUGGGUCUCCCGUGUCUCCUGAAUCUGUCUCCCUGGGGCAAGUCGCCGAGCCACCGGGCAGAAAUCUGUGGGAGCAGAUCUGUGAGGAGUAUGAAGCUGAGCUGCCUCACUUUCCAGAAGGAUAUAUAAUCAAACAAGAAGCUCCAGUUACUAUUUCACUAUUGGAGGAACUGGUUUCCCAUGACUUCGACACAGAGUACUAUUUGCCAGAUUCCCAUUCCACCACCAUCUCAAACACACCCUGUCCUCAAACUAAAUCGGAAACAGUCAACCCAAAAACAUGUUCACCUAGAGAAUAUUUGGAAACAUUCAUCUUCCCAGUUCUGCUUCCUGGAAUGGCCGGCCUGCUUCACCAAGCAAAACAAGAAAAGUGUUUUGAGAGGAAAAGAACCAAAUUCAUUGCCUGUGAUUUUCUGACCGAGUGGUUGUACAACCAAAAUCCAAAGAGGUUAAGGGAGCCGUUCACAGAAUUCUUCUCCAUCCCGUGUGUGGAAGAAUGGCUAAAGCACCACCCACGGCCACCAAUCCCACUCUCCCUCCUAUUGACAGAAGAGGAAGCAGCAAUUAUCAUACAAUCCUUCUGGAGAGGCUAUCUGAUUUUCCAGGUUCGCUGUGAUCCUGAGAUUCAAGAGUUGCGUCAGUGGCAGGAGAAACUCCGCGAGGACAAACACAUUCACCAGCGAGUGCAAAUGUUCUGGGCCAAACAAGAACAAAAAGAGCUACCAUGAAAUAGAUGAAUAGCUUUGCUCCACCAUGCUUUUCUACUGUGUUUCUGCCUUGGAGCCAGUUGACCAUGGACUGACACCCCUGAAACUGUGAGCCAAAUUAAACCUGUCCUCCUUUAAGUGGCAGGUGUCAGGUAUUUUUUACCAGCAACAGGAAAGCUGACCAAAAUGAGCAUGCUAAAAUGCAGACUUCUCAGCUCCACUCCUAGUUUCUGAUUCUGUAUAUCUGAAAUGGGGCCUCGAAUGUGCAUUUCUACCUAUUUCCCCAUGCUCCUUGGCCACACUUGAGAACCAGGUCAUAGAUCUGAAAUUCUGCCUGCACAAAUUCACCUACGUUCCUCCCUGUGGGGAUCCAGAGCAGCCCAGCUCUGCCCAGUUGUGCACACCUCUUCCCAAACCUGUAUUGUGUAGUUAGGCUGGUAGCUUGAAAUAGGCAAUGGACAAGGCAAAUGCUGCAAAUCAGGACUUUCGCCACCCCCAGUCAGCCAUCAUGUGCUCAACCCAACCCAUCAGGGUUCACUGGGGAACACUGGGAGAGCAUUAGCAAGGUGCCAGCAUCCUUGGCUGCAAGGGAUCAAUGCCAUCAUUGAUGGGGUCGAGAUGGAUGCAGCAUCUUCACUGUGGCUGCCUGCAGAGCUUCUAUGUAUAUGGGGGGAAAUGUACAUCUUGUACAUUGGAAAGAAAUCCCUGUGAUCACUGGCUCCUACUGUUAAAAAGACUAUUCUGGGUUGAGUUAAUACAGGUUGCAUAUCUCUUGGCUGAAAGGGACUGGAAGUGCUUUGGAUUUCAGAUUUUGGAAGUUUCACAUUUACAUAAUGAGAUCUUGAGGAUGUGACCCAGAUCUAAACAUUAAAUUUAUUUAUGUUUAAAAUAUACUUUAUACACAUAGCUGAAAGGUGAUUAUAUACAAUAUCUUUAAUGAUCUUGUGCAUUUAACAUAGUUUCACAGUGUGGAAUUUUCCACUCACAGCAUCAUGUCAGUGCUCAGAAAGUUUUGGUCUUGGCAUAUUUUGAGUUCUGAAUUUUUAGGUUAGGCGUGCUUAACCUGUACAAUAUUAGUGGUGAACAAAAUCAAAGAAACACAUUAUGUUUUUAUAGUGAUUAAACCAAAAAUAAUGGAGACUCUGGGGGCUCUCAAUAUUUCAAAUUGCCUUCUUGCUCCACGCCUGAGGAAUUUUGCACACUGGCCCAAGAUGGUGUCAGGUAGGAAUGGAGGACUGAUGAAAACCUCCCAAGUCGAGGGAAUUGAUUUCCUUGGAAUGAACUACGGCUGAGACGCCUUGGGAAGUCUGUGUCUACUUUCCGCUUGAAGACUGCUGGCUGGGCUGAGCUGGAGGGAUUCACCCCACUUCUGCCAGGAAAUGCCUGACUUGCAUGGGCCGGGUAAAAGCCCGCCUCCCUGCUCCUGUCUGGCUGAGCAUACACCUUAAGCCAAGCUCACUUUGACCCUCAGCCCUUCAAGGUAAUGGAAUCAAACACCUUUUCUACUAGAAGGAUACUGGUCAUGCUUAUGUGAAGCCUGGGGCCCCGCUGCAGCAACCUUUCAGGCGUUCACGUAGGAGGCAAGUACUUGGCUCCUGGUGACAAAGACAAAUUAAACAUUCAAUGUCUUCGGACAGGGGUGCAGCUCAGUGAUAAGUGCACUUGCCUAUCGUGUGCUAGGCUCUGGGUUCCAUCCCAGCACCACAAAAACAAAAACAAGAAACAGCUGGCCUCGUCGGUGCAUGUGUUUAAUCCCAGCAGUCUAGAAGGCUUGGAAGGCUGCAAGUUCGGGCCCAGCCUGGGUAAUUUAGUGAUUCAGUGAGACCCUGUCUCAAAAAAAGAGGGGUGUGGGGGGAUGGGUGGGGAUGUAGCUCAGUGUAAAACGCCCUGGGUUCAAUCUUCAACACCACACACACAAUUAAAUUACACUAAAAGAAGAGAGAGCCGGGGGUUUAGCUCAGUGGUUCUGCUGCCUGCCUCGAAAGCACAAGGUUCCGAGUUCAAUCCCCGUUACUAAAAAAAUCAAAAAAACAAACAAAAAUAAGAGUUCUUUCCAAAAGGAUCUCUCCUAUCCAUGCAAGGUACUGGGCUUUCAUCGUUCUUUGGGGAGGAGUUUUUGUUGAGAUUCUCUUUACAGACAGUCCCAUGUUUUUCUGAUUGGCAGAUUCAGAACUCACUGGGAUCACAUUCUUGUCUAGACUAGGACAGAGAAAAGAUUCUCUUCUGGUCGCUGACCCCAGCAAUACCCUGAGGUUUUCAUUUUGGGUGGGUGGAGGGGAACAAGUGUGUGGUGAAAGAUUGGGUUGAGUCAAAAGCCUGGACCUAUCAUCACCUUUACUGAAACUUCUUUCUGUCAGUACCUUGACCUGCAAAAUACACUUUCAACCUUUCUCUGAACUGAAAGAAGGGUGGCCUUGGACAGCACUGCUGUGUACCUUCAGGUGCGCUCUUGGAGCACAAUAGACCUGUGUUCCUUCUAGGGGACUGGCAGGGUCAGGACCAGGGCACUCCACGGAUUCUGCUGCAACUGACCUUGUCUACACAUCAGCAUUUCCUGUUUCUAAAUCCCAAGUAUGUCUGCCAAUGGAAAUUGAUCCUAACGCUCUCUUUCAUCUCUCUGCAGUGAAAUGCAAAAUGGAGGACCAGGAGGCGCCUGGAGUCAGGAUCACAUCACCUUAGCCACCCUUGGUAUCUUUUGCCAGCAGGGCACAAAUUACCCUGUGUGUAUGAGGAAAUUGUGCACACUGUGCUUUCUCUAUCACUUCUUUAACGAAAAGACGUAGUGCAUGUGGAAACAAUCAUUUCUGCACACGACAGGAUUUGUCACGAACGUGUUUUAGUGCAAAUAGUUUAGAAAGAAACCAGUCUUAAUUCCUUCAUUAUCCCCACAUUAUUCUUUCAUCUACGUAUUUCUUCAGUGCUUUAGAUGUUACCCUUUCAGCCAAUUAUUCUUAAAAGCCACGAUGGAAUUCUAAUUCCAAGAGAUGAAGUGUCCUUAUUAUCAUUUUCCCCACUUUUGCAGGCUCCGUAUUUUAUGUUUCAAAUCUCUGAGUUUUUUUCUGCUUUUGGCCUUGUGGUAUAUGCUAGGCAAGAGUCCUACCACUCAGUUACACACACCUCAGCUCAAGAUGAGACAUUUAAACCCAGACAGCAAUCACUAAGAAUUUGUGUUGUCUAGGCCCCAUAGUAUUCUAGAAAGUUCCUAUUUCUGUGGGUAAAUUAACUUAUGCCUCUCACUUGUUCUGCGGUUUGCAGUUAAGCAGGAUUCUCCUAUUCACAAAGCCACAGACUCAGCCAAAAGCCUAGGAGGGGUAUGGGAUUGUUUUGAAAAGCAACCACACGUCUUAAGUAAAUA
This is a messenger RNA of Heterocephalus glaber (naked mole-rat), 4186 nucleotides long. The record is from RefSeq and is a predicted model, not a curated record. Lineage: Eukaryota; Metazoa; Chordata; Mammalia; Rodentia; Bathyergidae.